Messenger RNA from Schizosaccharomyces cryophilus OY26, 168 nucleotides. RefSeq names its product ribosomal protein subunit L39. The record is from RefSeq and is a predicted model, not a curated record. Lineage: Eukaryota; Fungi; Ascomycota; Schizosaccharomycetes; Schizosaccharomycetales; Schizosaccharomycetaceae. Gene Ontology annotation, cellular component: ribosome; large ribosomal subunit. Bases 1 to 168 code for a protein of 55 amino acids. Gene Ontology annotation, molecular function: structural constituent of ribosome. Gene Ontology annotation, biological process: translation. The transcript is spliced from 3 exons.
AUGGCCAAGAAACAAAAGGCUCGUAUGCUGAUCAAGCUUCUUUCCUCGGCUGGAACUGGAUCCUUUUAUGUAAAAUCAAGACCACGCACGGCUCCAAAGCUUGCUUUUCUCAAAUACGAUCCAAAGAUUCAGAGACGUGUCUUAUUUGAAGAGACUAAAAUGAAAUAA